AUGGAAGUUAAGUCGGAGGAUCGAAGGGCUAGAAUUGUAGGAGAGACGCGGAACGGUGUUUCCGUCUCCCUCACACGGGGCCCUAGGCUGCGAGGCGCAGGUGUCCUGCGCACGCGCAUUGGGAAGCGUGGUGGGGAAAGCAGCAAGGUGGUCGGAGGGGGGGUAUUCCGUUGUUGCGUGCCCUGGUGCGGGGCGCGCACGGCGGGUGCCGACGACGACUAUGCCUUGAGAGACGGCAGCCCUCAACCCGAACACGAACAAUUCGUUGCUCCCGAAGCCAUAGUAAACUCACCUCGUCCGCUUGGACAACAAUCCCCUUUACCUGGUAUAGAAGAAGAGGACGAUUCGGACUGGCCGCUAGAAGACGCAACGGACGCAACCCUUACCCCUUCCUAUAAGAGUACCAGAAGUAGCACAGACACUGCUUACACAUCGUCGAGGAGUUCAGGAAAGAAGCGCGGCUUCGGAAGCCCAUCUUCUGUCAAGAUAUGUGUUUCGGCGGCUGCUAGAAAGUCCAAUAAGGCCCGAAAACGUGGCUCUACGACGGUCAGCGCGUCGCCGACGGGUCAAGCUGGAGACGAACUACCUCCACAGUCUCAUUACGUCAAAAUGCAAGCUGAACAGGGCAGCAUCGGGGAACUGCAGAAGUACCACGGAAGGUACCUCAAGAGUAGGAGGCACACGCUCGCCAAUGUCCGGUAA
Molecule: messenger RNA, 702 nt
Organism: Leptosia nina
Lineage: Eukaryota; Metazoa; Arthropoda; Insecta; Lepidoptera; Pieridae
Source: the annotation of a GenBank genome assembly